CAGGCUCAUUCUUCGAUAGUUUUAUUGGUCGUAUUACCAUGAAAUCGAAAAAUCAGUCCGUCGCUGAGACUGUGAGUUCGUUCUUUAAAAACCUUUUCUGGAUAUGAUAAACUAUUAAACUUAAAACAAUGAUAAGCGUUAUGGAAGUAAAUCUCUCUAAAAAUAAAUCAUUUAUGUUGAACGGUUUUAGUGAAUCAUCUUUAAAAUAUCUACGCUUAAAUAUAAUAAGCUUACUAAGAGUCUUGUAUGUACGUUCCUUGUACUUUUGCUAGCGGUGCUCUCUGUUGCUGCCUACACAAGGUGUAUGUAGCAAUUUGAAAAGUGUAAGCGAGACAACUAUUGACACGGGAUACUUUGUAUACAUCCUCAUACAUAUAAAAUGCUACCCAGCGCGCGAGCGCUCUCGUUGAAGAUUGCGGCGUCGACAUAUUAGAGCAUCUCCAGAAAUUUUUAGAAUCAUGGAUACAGAUACAAAUGAUAUUUUAGAGAUGUCAGUACCUGGCAGUAAUUUAUCUGGAUCACAAUCAGAACUGCAGGAUAUCGCAUCCGCCACUAGUAGUAUUUUGCCAAGAACUGCAUUAAAUCAGCAGAAAGAUGAUAUAAAACAGAAACCAUCAGAAGCUACAACGUCUUUUUCACCAAAAAGCCUAAUCGUGCCGUCAAGCUGCCCCACAACUUCUAUCCUAAACCUUCCUCCACCAACUGCUGGUAUAUCUAUCCAAGCUAGUUCAGAAAUAUGUGAAAUGGAUUCCAUGCCCACAAGACCAUUUGUCAUAACUGAAGCUCAUGAAGAAAUGCAGACAACUAAUGGGGCAACAAUCAAUUCAAGUUCUACAUUAGAUCCUAAUACAUGCGAUUUUGACUCAGACACGGAACUUUCUAUAGUGGCUGCGGCAUCUGUAGUUACAGCAUCAGUCGCCGCCGAUUCAAGAUCGUCGCCCUCUCCAUCUCUCCAAUCUACUUCAUCGCACCUCAAUUGUACUUCCUCGUUGUCGGCUAUUGCGGUGCAUCAUAUCGGAUGCGGUCCUGGCGUUAUUGCUGUCAACUCAAAUGGUCAUAAUAUUAGUAACACAUCAAACAGCAACCAACUGAGUCUAAAUACAAAACAACAAAGGCAGCAAAAGCGUCGACGAGAGCGGGCUCAACGUUUGCAAGCGGAACGUGAUGGUCGCUGUAACUCCAAUUCAUUAAACUCAAUGCAUAUUACUGGGGCUGUAGGAGUCAAUAAUAGCAUUUCUGGAACAUUAAAUGUCACUCACAAUGCUGGUCAGGGAGGUUUGCCGCUACCCAGUAGUGCAGCAUCGUCUUUACCUAUAGUAAAUGGACCAGGGAAUGGCUUGAUAUAUCAUAUCAAUAGCGCUGGAAGUAUGGGCGAAGACAGUAACAAUUCAAACGGAAAUUUUACAAGCAGCAGUAAUGGCAGCAAUAAUCUUUUACCACCAACAGAUAGUAUUGCUUCAUUACUUUUGAAUCCCCCAAAUUCACCAGAAUGUAACUCUGGCCUAAUGGCUACGCCAAGUGAUAGUGAAGGCGAGUCGUUAGAUGAAGACCUUUUAUCAACAUCAUCAUCGUCGACAUUAUUGUUGCCGCGUGACAAACCUCCACCCCGACCACCACCCCCAGUAAGAAGAAAAUUGCCGCGUUCACCAGUUCUCGAGGAGGAGAUUAUUGAUGGAUUUGCCAUAUUGGAAUUCAAAACAUAUGAAGAUCUUGAGUUUGCUAUUAAAUUGGGACAAAAGCGAAAGGAAAAACGGCUUUCCGCACUUGAAGAGCUCACAUGCACUUAUAGCAUAGAAGAAAUGAAAAUUCCAAAAAUUAUCGAUACUGGGCAACCGCAUCCUUUACGUGUCACAACGCUUUCUACAUUGACAGUUGUUGCAAACAACAAUUCAAAAGAAAAUAUCCAAGCAUUCACACGAAUUAAUUCUGAUGUUGGUGCUGCUAAUAUUGGUAGCAACAAUAUUCUUAACACAAAUGGUCCCAUUUCUAAUAACAAUGCUGAGUGCACUACCAACGUGGUUUAUAUGUUACCAUCUGUAAGCGUCAGCACAGAUUCUGAAGCACAAGCGGAACCUGUAGCGUUUUGGCGAACUGAAUAUGAACAGCAAGGUAACAAAAAUAUUACCAAUUGUACUAAAAACAAGAGUAACAGCAUAGUUGAGAAGCAUACUAUAAAUCAACAAGUAAGUCAGUCCGACCAAUCCGCUAAGCCUUCUAGUGAUGAUAGUGGAAUAAUUCUUGAAAACUCUAAAGCAAGUUUUGUGGAGAAAGACAAAGAUUCGCCCCUUGUUGAUGUCAGCAGACCUAUAAUAACUAUCGGAUCUCCCGCUGCAACUCGAAAUCAUUUGGAUAUUCCUCUAAAUGGAUCGAAUAAUAGAGGAAGUGAUGUUAAUACAUCUCAUAACUUAAAUGAUAUGACAAAUGAUAAACUAAAUAUUGGUCAAAAAUCCCUUCCUUCAAUAGGGAUUAUAAGUAGUUUAAUGUCAAGUGAUGUUACUGAACAAUCAAAGUACGCACAGAGCGCCCAUCAGAUCUUAUGUAAACAGGCGUCCCCAUCACAAACUCUUAAUAAAACACACAUAUUGGACACUAACAAAAGAAUCAAAAAAGAUGAAGCCUGCUCAUUGGAAAUCCAGGAAUUAUCAAACGGAUUAACGCAAGUCGUUGGUACUAAUAAAGUUUUGAAAAAGGAAUACUUAACUGACGACUCAAAUAAAAUUGGUACCGCUUAUGGAGAUGAGGUUGCAUAUUCGGGAGUACCUAUUUCAACAGUUUUAAGCGGGAAGAAUACAAAAACUGAAAAUACCCCUGUACAUGCACAAGUUAAAGCUGUGCUUUCUAAUGUAUCAGCAUCUAUGUCAUCAGUUAUUCCAACCGAUUUAGAACUACAAAAACAAAAAAAAUCAAAUAUAUCUGCAUGUGAUAAGCGUCACCAUCUGGGAAUAUGCGUAACGUCUCCAGAAUCAGAACAAGAUACCACCGUUGGAGUAUCUGUUGAAAAUGAAAAACAUACAAUACAAGAUGAAAAUGAUCCAAAAAAUUUAUUGAAUACAAACGAAUUGUCAAAUGGGCAGUUAUCAGGAUCGCAUCAUCCAAUUAUUUCUUGUGUACAAUCAACAACUAUUUCUGCGUGUCCAUUUCCCAUUCGCAAUAUAGCUUCAAGUUCUGGAGUGCCCACAUUAUCUUCUUCUUCAAAUAAUUCUUCUAACGGUCCCACAGCUCUUUCUUCAGUUGGAAUAACAAAAAACACAGAUCCUAAUAAAAACAGUUCUGUUUCAACAACAGUUUAUUCAAAUCCCAUACCGAAUGGGUUUUUAAGUGGUUAUUCUACGACCUCGGCGACGUCAGUAAUAACAAGCGCUUUGCCACGGUCUUCUCCUAAUCAAACUACUAAAUUGGUAUCAUCUACUUCUACACCAAUCAGCGUUGGCGGUUCCACUGGAACAUCAACAUCUAACGGAUCUUCAUUGCUUUUUUCAGGGACUCCAUCGAACACUUUAAAUGCUGGAUUACCAAUGCUUAUCCAUGGCCCUCAGUAUCGAGCUCCUUAUGCGAAUUAUCCUUUAUAUUCACCAUACAACAGCAUAAAUCAUGGACCGUACCUACCUCCUAUAGUGCCGGUUCCUCCUCCAAACUUACUGGCAUCACAAUUACGUAAUUUGGAAAAUCGACACAGUCGCGAAUCUCCGGCAACUACGAAAGUAACAUUAGCUUCCAAUAUUACAUUGCCGCAAUGUGUCUCAAUGGCAUCAAUACGUUCCGUUACCCCGCAAAAUAAUAAUGGAUCAAUAAGUAUCUGUGUAUCGCAACCUGGCUUGCUAACAGUGACUACUGCCGGAAGUUUUCAUUCAAUAAACUCGACAGCCCAUUCAUUGAAUCAUUCUCAUAUACCAAAUUCUAUUAAUGUGCCUGCAUUUGCGAAUGGAGCAUGUGGAGCUGCAGCUCCAAGGUCAUGUACCAUAACUUCCGGAUUGUCUUCUCUCUCAGUAACAGCACUUCCCGCUGUUUUAGCACAAACUCUACCUCCUCCACCUACUCAAAUAUUUUCGCAGACGGGGAACUUCUCAUCUAUACCCCAAAUUUUACCUACACAACCACAUCAGGUCACUCCAAUAUCUACUCAACACCAAACAAUAAUGCGAAAUGAAAAUUCUGUGGCUGCAUCAACUAAUACUGCCUCAAACAUUAGCUUAUCUAUACCCACUGUUCAAAGUUCAACGACUGCAAUAACUUCAUGCUCAUCAAGUGUAUCUGCGUCAUCAUUGUCACCAACAUCUGUGAUACAAAAGGUUAUUUCACCUAAAAGUGAUAUUGCCUGCAUCAAAGACGGGGAUUUAAGCUGCAGUACAAAUACCAGGGCGCAACACAAUGUAUCAACAUCAUUGUCCAUUGUUUCACAAACACUCAAUGUGGGUUCAACAUUUUGUGGAAACGCGUCAAGUCAAUAUGGUACUACUUCAACAUUGUCAUCAAGUUUGUCGGUACCGCCAUUGACAGGAUGUAUAACAAUGUCUUCUCCUAAAGCAGGACUUUGGUUAAAUUCUCCCGCUGUCACUACCAUAAUGUCAUCAUGUGGAUUGUCGGCACCAGUUGUAUCAAGUGGUUGUGCCAGACCUACCCCACCAUUGUUGAAUGUAUCUGCAUCAAAUAUAGCUAAAGUUUCUGGCAAUGCAACUAUGAUAAAUACUCACAUAACACAAGCUACAAAUAAUCAGUGCUUUCAGUCUACAUCAUACAUGACCGCACCUCCUGCCCAACAUACAUCUUCCUCAACGGAUGCAACUUCUUCGACGGUUGUCAGUUCCUUUUCUUUGGUAUCACGUACAUUAAGCACUAAUGUAUCAGUGACAGAUGUUUCAACAAACUCGACAGCAUCUUCUAUACAGCCAACUACAGCUACAGUAAUAUCAAACACAUCUGCAAAUACGCCCCACCCAUUCUCUGCUGAAUCUCUUUUUCAACCAAGCAAAAAUGAUCAAGCGGAUUUACUGCGGCGAGAACUUGACAGUAGGUUUUUAGAUCGAUCUGGUCUUGCUGUAACACCUACGCCUUCAACAGCCACAACAUACAUUCGACCUGAGCUUCAACAUCAUCAACACCAUCAUACGCAUCAUCAUCAGAAUCAACAAAUGUUUUCUUCCACAUCUCCGGCAACAAUAGCAACUGCACAAGUAACUCCAGGGCAACUGUUUCCCCCACCAUUAUUUAAAGACAUUUCAAAACUUACGACCGUCGAUCCUCAGUUUUAUCGAAAUGGUAUCGGUAUACCAACUGGAUAUCCAGGAUAUUCCCCAACCGGCAUUUUACAUAGUGGCGUAGGAGGAUCCACGCCGUUCGCCACUCCGAAUCAUUUGACUUCUUUUGCUUCAAGGAAAACUGGUCGUUGGAAUGCAAUGCAUGUUCGUAUAGCCUGGGAAAUUUACUAUCACCAAAAUAAACAAAGUUCUGAAAAAACUGGAUAUUCAGUAGCUUUGUCCAACCAUAGCCAAACUUCUAAUAUAAACGUAGCAGCAGUCAACGCUUCAAGUGGAGGAAGUGGACCCCCAUCAUUGAAUAAUGUACCUACUUCAGUGAUUGGAAACGGAGUGGCAAGUGGUCCUACUUCAACUUUAGGUAAUAAAGCAACUCCAUCUAUCAGUCUUAACGCAACAUCACCACAUCUCCAUCGCGGAAGUGAACUUCCAUCUGCGACUUUUACUAAUGCGUUACAAGGAAGAUUGUCUUUUGAAGCUUCACCACUGGCAACGAGUUUUAUUGGAGCACCUCCUAGUCAUAUUGGAACGACUGUGUCGCCGUUUGGACGUUAUGUUAAUCCCUUCGGAUUUCCGGGGCUCACGCAUUUUGGUGGUCAUAUAGAUGCAUGGAGAACCAAUAAUAUGCAACGGAACGUUGCAUAUCAUCCUUCAAUAUCAUCAGCUCCUACAAAUUGGUCCGGAAAACCUGAUUCUGGGGUUGACAGUGCGCGUCGUGAAGUGGAAGAGCGCGAGCGUGAACUUCGCGAACGUGAACAAAGAGAACGUGACCGACAACGACGAGAAAGGGAAGAACGUGAACGCAAAGAAAAAGAGGAAAAAUUAAAACGAGAGCAGCAAGAGAGGGAACGGGAACGUGAUCGUAAAGAACGUGAACGUGAAAGAAGAGAAAUUGAGCGUCGUGAAUUGGAACGUGAGCGGAUGUUGCAACAGCAAAGAAUUAACGAAAAUAAUAAGCAGUCAGUCACAGUUCAGGCAAUGGUUUCUGUAAAUGCCUCUGCGCGGGACCGCUCACCACUGCGUAAUGUUGGAGAUCUUAACCCAGAAGUUCGGAUAAAAGAGGAACAUCCUCGUACAAAAGAUGAGCAAGAAGUUAUGUUAAUGCGCGCUUCGGCAGCUGUUGCAGGAGACCCUCGAUAUCACUCAUCCUCAUUAGCCGUUGCUCAAGCAAAUGCGGCAGCUGCAGCGGCCCAUCAUCAUCAUGCUAAUAUUAUAGCUGCAAGUCGACAUGGUUUGCCCCCACCACCGCAUCUGGCACGUGCAAUGCUACCACCCACUUUAGGUGUUGGUGGACCUAUUACACAUUUUAGUGCUUCAGCUCCACCUGGAUGGGGUAUAGAUCCCUAUCGUGACCCAUAUCCCAUUCUUCGCUACAACCCAAUUAUGGAAGCUGCGCUACGCCAUGAAGCAGAAGAAAGACAAAAGGCAAUAAAUAUUUAUGCAGCUCAAUCUGCAUCUCAUUUACGAGUCAAGGAUCCUCCUCCUACAGUCAGUGCUCUAGGACCUACACCAUCCCAACACCGACUACAAACAUGUGUUGUUAGUUCAACUGGGGUCCCACAGUCAUCCCAAAUCCAACAGCAACUACCAUUAACACAACUGUCAGCAGGUAUUGUAGUCGGUAAAAACUCAGGUCCAGCGGUAUCAAUAGGCAUUCCAGUUCAGCAUAUGAUUGCUGUCGAUUCAUUAAGUCAUCAAACUGUUAGCACGAAGGAAACUGACCAUUCAAUGGGAAUUGUUGCAAGUGCUGCGACCGUUGGUCUUAGUACAGUUUCUGGCGGUGUAAUAGGUUUAUCUCCAGUGCCAUCAGUCGCCCCAAGUCGAUGAUAAGCAAAUAAUUUAUUUUAUGAGCGACCACGUUGGUACGUUGGAAUUUUAAAAAUUUCGACCACCUCCAAUUUACAUUUCAUCAUCCUUAUUACCUCGACCUAGUACCAUGUAAAGCCUGAAUAACACCAAUAAGCGUGACGCUUUUGUAAAAUAAAAACAAAAUUAUAUUAUAAUUUAUAAAAUUAACUUUUUGUGUUAAUAAUGAACUUAUAAUUAAAUAAAUAAAAUUUUUGAAAGAGGUGAAGACUCGAUAUAUUUUCAACCUUUGGGUUGACAUUUAUAAUUGUAAACUCAUUAAGAGGUUAUAUAUGUUUGGAUAUUUCUUAAAUGAAUUUUUAAUGGCUUAAGGGGGCAGGAUGGUUUGAGACUUCAACUUGCUGAGAUACCAAUUUUUUUGUUUUUUUCUAUCCAUAUACUUCCAAUUGCUUUUAAAACUUUAGACGCGUUUUUCUCAAAAAAACUUUUUCAAGUCGGUGCGUAACGUCACUCAAAAAGUAAUGCUCGAAUCUAAAUAAAAUUUUUCACACAUCUUUAAUACAAUAAAUACUUGCGGAUUAACGAACGCUUUUUUUUUGUAAAUUUUUUUUUACCAUUUUUACGGGCAAAAUAAUGGGCUAAUUUUUAUGUAAAAAUGGUACCUCCGACUUUACAACCGCACCAAAAAGUCAAAAUCGCAUAUUUUUCAAAAUGGUUUCGUUCAUCCGCACAAGAAACUAAUAUUUUAAGUAAAUCAAUUCAAUUUUUUUUUUUUCGAUAACACUGUAAGGCCAGACUUUACGCACCGCAAGAUAAUAAUUUUUUGAAGCGACUCCGCCCGUCACGGGAUAAAUAAUAAUUAUUUCUUAACAAAAAAAUUCCUAGAUACUCUCUACAUAUAGCCAUGUAUCGUGUAAAAAAAUGAAAUAAUUAUAUUCACUCAGAAAUGAAAAAAAAAAUCUCAAAAAUCUGUUUUUUUUUCAGUCUCAGAAACCAUCCUGCCCCCUUAAAAUAUAUUUAUAAUAUAUCUGGAUCAGUAGUCGGCAGAGCCCUAUGUCAGAAGCAUAGAUUUUUUUUCCGCAGCUCUGCCGCGCAUACAGAGCACCAAACUGUCGGUUUUUUUUUUAAAUACAAAUGCAUUUAAAUUAUAUCAAUGUAUUGUGUGCCGAUGACUUUUCUAGAUCAUUAACAAAAACCUUGCAAAAAUAUAUUUUUUAUUGAGCAUUAAAAAUAAAUUUAACUGUACAGUUCUGCCGGGAGUUAUUUAACAUAGUAAAAUUCCAAUUGUCAAAUUGUGCUUAGAACUAGAAAUUUACAACACAAAUGAUUUAAAACGAUUUUUUUUAUUUACAAAUUUAAAAUUUUAAAUUGUGUAUUAUUUUAUAAUAAUAUUUAAAAAAAAACUUUGUGAAAAAGCACAUCUAAUUUUUUGGUUUCAACAAAUAUAUGUAUGUUUGCGGCGAUCCAUCGAACUUCCACUGCUGUUGCGGAGCACUUGGCAUACAAAUUGUAUUCUAAUUACAGUUUUGAAAUCAUGAUUAUGAAUCAAAAGUGACAAUUUUGUUUAAUCCAUAAGGUGCGUCACUACGUUAGCGCCCCCCAAGAAUUUGAUGUGUCUAAUGUGCACACAAUAAAGCCAGCAAAAAAUAAGCUUAAAUAAAUUCUAUUUUUCAGUUUGGAAAGGCCAUGUAGCUUGUCUGUAUUUUUUUUUUUUACACAUCUCCAUGUUAUGACACAUCUGACCCAAUUGUGUUGAUGAAACUUUUUUUGCAUUUCCUGAAUUAAAUAUUUCGGUUUGCUCAAGUUUUAUUUUCUUUUCAUAAGAAAAUAUGACGCAAAGCGCCACUCCAGAACAUACAAAAUUAAUAAUCCGUCAAAGUUAGGGCGAAUCUCUUUUUUAUCUGAUUAAGAGCAAUAUCCCUCUUAAAUUUUGAAAAGCUCCUUUAAAUCCAUUUUCUUCGAUUUUUUUGUUGUAAAAAAAAUUUGAUUGAUGUCCCUGAAAAAUUAAGAAAGGUAACUAUUGGGCACUAUCUUGAUGAUGAAUUUUUUGCAUAUAAUUAAUUGUAUUAAUUUAGUUUUAAAUUAAAAAAAGGUGUAAAAGCUCCAUUCUAGCUAUCAUUUAUUAUAAAGAAUUUAUAAAAUUAAAUUGGAAAAAAUCUAUAAAGCUCUAGCUUGAAUGACCCAAUUCGGGAGGUACUAACUUGGAGACGUGAAGUGUAAAUAUACUGUAAUUGGGUUAAAUAACAAUAAAAAAUUUGAAUUUAAAACUUAUUUCACAGAAACAUUCUGAUGAACAACCAAACAAAUGUUCCUCCAAACAUAUAUAACCCCUUAAAUCUAUAUAAAUCUGGUCGCUCUUAACAGCACUUUAGUUAUUUUAAAUAAAAUUAUCUUUUAGUAUACAAAAUAAGUUUAGUUUAGAAAAUAAGGAUAUACAUAGUUAUAUUGAUUUGUAAAGUUAAAAUGUAAGUAUAGAAAAGAGACAAAUUUAAGGCGCAGGAAAUAUUUAUGACAUAAAUGUACAUAAAGUAUGACACAAAAUAUAAUUUUAAAAGUUCA
Drosophila ananassae is the source of this 9617-nucleotide messenger RNA. RefSeq names its product mucin-12 (gene tay). Bases 459 to 7079 code for a protein of 2206 amino acids. The transcript is spliced from 13 exons. The record is from RefSeq and is a predicted model, not a curated record. Lineage: Eukaryota; Metazoa; Arthropoda; Insecta; Diptera; Drosophilidae.